UCUCCAGCUGCAGAGCAGCUCCAGUACAUCCUGGGGGAGGAAGAUGAGGCUCCUAACCCCACCCUAUUCACGGAGAUGGACACGCUGCAACAUGAUGGAGACCAGAUGGAGUGGAAGGAGUCAGCCAGGUGGAUAAAGUUUGAAGAGAAGGUCGAGGAAGGUGGUGAGCGCUGGAGCAAGCCCCACGUGUCCACGCUGUCCUUGCACAGCCUUUUCGAGCUCCGGAGCUGCCUGCAGACUGGGACAGUGCUGCUGGACUUGGAUGGUGGCUCCCUACAACAGAUCAUUGACGACGUCAUUGAGAAGCAGAUUGAGGCUGGCCUCUUGCGGCCUGAGCUCCGGGAGAGGGUCAGCUACGUGCUCCUACGAAAACACCGCCACCAGACCAAAAAGCCCAUCCACCGCUCCCUGGUGGACAUUGGCAAGUCCGUCUCCACCACCAAUCGCAGUCCCGCCCGCAGCCCAGCCCGCAGUCCUGCGGCAGGCCCGAACUUGCGCCGCUCCACUGAGGACCUGAGAAUGCGACAGCGAGCGGCCUAUGGACGCUUGGGUCACGCCCAGAGCAGGAGCAUGAAUGAUAUUUCCCACACACCAAACACAGACCAGCGGAAAAACAAGUUCAUGAAGAAGAUUCCCAAGGACUCGGAAGCAUCCAAUGUGCUGGUGGGCGAGGUAGACUUCCUGGACCAACCCUUCAUCGCUUUCGUGCGCCUUGUCCAGUCAGCCAUGCUGGGUGGGGUGACGGAGGUUCCCGUCCCCACCAGGUUCCUCUUCAUCCUGCUGGGCCCUUCCGGGAGAGCCAAAUCCUACAACGAGAUUGGCCGCGCCAUAGCAACCCUCAUGGUGGACGACCUCUUCAGUGAUGUGGCCUAUAAGGCCCGGAACCGGGAGGAUCUCAUCGCAGGAAUCGACGAGUUUCUUGAUGAGGUCAUCGUUCUUCCACCUGGAGAAUGGGACCCAAAUAUCAGAAUUGAGCCUCCUAAAAAGGUCCCCUCUGCAGACAAGAGGAAAUCUGUGUUCCCCGUGGCGGAGCUAGGCCAGAUGAACGGCUCUGUGGGCGGCGGCGGGGCCACUGCAGGCGGUGGUGCCGGAGGUGGCGGAGGAGGCAUCGGCGGUGGGGCUGGUGGCGGCGGCAGCAGCGGGGAUGACAGCGAGAUGCCAGCGGUGCACGAGAUCGGGGAGGAGCUCACCUGGACUGGGAGGUUCUUUGGUGGGCUGCGUCUGGAUGUCAAAAGGAAACUGCCUUGGUUCCCAAGUGACUUCUAUGAUGGCUUCCACAUUCAGUCCAUCUCUGCCAUCUUGUUUAUCUACCUCGGCUGCAUCACCAACGCCAUCACCUUUGGGGGGCUCCUGGGGGACGCCACAGACAACUAUCAGGGUGUGAUGGAGAGCUUCCUGGGCACUGCCAUGUCUGGGUCCCUGUUCUGCCUCUUCUCGGGACAGCCUCUCAUCAUCCUUAGCAGCACAGGGCCCAUCCUCAUCUUUGAGAAGCUUCUCUUCGACUUCAGCAAAGGCAAUGGCCUGGACUACAUGGAGUUCCGCCUGUGGAUCGGCCUCCACUCAGCCCUCCAGUGCCUGGUCCUGGUUGCCACGGAUGCGAGCUUCAUCAUCAAAUACAUCACCCGCUUCACUGAGGAGGGCUUUUCCACCCUCAUCAGCUUCAUUUUCAUCUAUGACGCCAUCAAAAAGAUGAUCGGAGCCUUCAAGUACUUCCCCAUCAACAGAGACUUCAAGCCUGACUCCAUCACCACCUACAAGUGUGAAUGUGUCGCCCCUGACAUAGCAAAUAUGACCGUGCUCAAUGCUUCCACCCUGCUCAGCACCAACACUUCUCUGUACAACCCCCUUAACCUCUCAGCGCUGGACUGGUCUCUGCUGAGCAAGAACGAGUGUCUGAAGUAUGGUGGGCGCCUACUGGGAGAUUCCUGUCAGUUUGUGCCAGACCUGGCCCUUCUGUCCUUCAUCCUUUUCUUUGGGACCUACUCCAUGACUCUGGCCCUGAAGAAGUUCAAAUUCAGCCGGUAUUUCCCAACUAAGGUCCGGGCACUGGUAGCUGAUUUCUCCAUUAUCUUUUCCAUCCUGCUGUUCUGUGGAAUUGAUGCCUGUUUCGGCCUGCAAACUCCCAAACUGCAUGUGCCCAGUGUUAUCAAGCCCACACGACCCUGACCCGAGGCUGGUUUGUAAACCCCCUUUGGGAAGAAUCCAUGGUGGGUGUACCUGGCGAGCAUCCUGCCUGCCCUGCUGGUGACCAUCUUGAUCUUCAUGGACCAGCAGAUUACAGCAGUCAUAGUUAACCGGAAAGAGAACAAGCUGAGGAAGGCUGCUGGCUACCAUCUGGACCUGUUCUGGGUGGGCAUCCUCAUGGCUCUGUGCUCCUUCAUGGGGCUCCCUUGGUACGUGGCUGCUACCGUCAUCUCCAUUGCCCACAUUGACAGCCUCAAGAUGGAGACGGAGACCAGUGCCCCUGGAGAGCAGCCCCAAUUCCUGGGGGUCAGGGAACAGAGGGUGACGGGCACCAUCGUCUUCAUCCUGACAGGAAUCUCCGUCUUCCUGGCUCCCAUCCUCAAGCACAUUCCCCUGCCAGUGCUGUAUGGAGUCUUCCUCUACUUGGGUGUGGCCUCACUGAAUGGCGUCCAGUUCUGGGACCGCUGCAAACUCUUCUUGAUGCCCGCCAAGCACCAGCCAGACUAUGCCUUUCUUCGCCAUGUGCCCCUACGCCGGGUCCACCUCUUCACACUGGUGCAGAUUCUCUGCCUUGUUGUGCUCUGGAUUCUCAAGUCCACGGUUGCUGCCAUCAUCUUCCCAGUCAUGAUCCUGGGCCUCAUCAUUGUCCGGAGGCUCCUGGACCUUGUCUUCUCCCAGCAUGACCUGGCUUGGAUAGACAACAUCCUCCCAGAGAAGGAGAAGAAGGAAGUGAGCAAGAAGAAGAAGCAAAGGAGGACACGGGACAGUGCCGAAGAGCCCCAGUUCCCUUCUCCCUCAGUUAUAAAGAUUCCCAUGGAAAAUGUCCCAUCAGACCCCCAAAACGGUAUCUACUGCAUUACCAGAAAAAGAUCUUCCAGUUGGAGUUACUCGCUCUGAUUCUUCCUUCAGCAACUCAGAACUCAAUAGAAGCAUCACUUUGCACUUCAAAUUUUCCUGUCCAGCUUCAAGAACUUUCGACUACUCGCAGAGCCCAGGGUGCCUGGUGCCGCAGGUGAAGAUAGAGAUGGAACCCGACUGGGACUUCUCCGAACCAGGCAGAGAUGGAAGGAAAGUUGGGGGAGAGACCGCCCUCUAGAGGACGAGGAAUGAGUGUGCAGUCUAGUCUCCAAAUCCUCCCUCUGAGCUAGCUUGCUUCCUUCUGGACCAACAGGGAGUCAUUUGGCUUGAUAGCAAAACUCUGGAGCGCUGGCCAGGAAAAGUACUAUUCCCCACCUAUUGUAGUACUCAAGUACACCCCUUGUAAGUACUCAAGCUAAUGAUUACACCCUAAUGGAAAUGUAGUUCAUUAUAAAAAAAAGAUCUUUCUUUUGAAGUUAAAAGGAAAAGAGAAAAUAGGUAAUGCAUACUUCUCCAACUGUAGCAAAGAGGGAAUAGUCAAUCGAAAAUAAAUACCAGAUUCCCCCACCCAGGUGAGAUUUUAAAGUGUCGAGGUGGUCUUGAAUGGAUAUGCAAACCUUCCUGCUUUAAUAGCUACAGGUAGAGAGCUUAAUUUCUCGUGACAUACAUGAAGGAAUGCUCUACAUCCCCCUUUUCUAUCCAUUUCCUUGUUGGCUAAAGGAUAGAUGAGAAGUUUGAAACAGCAACAUAAUGGGCCUUGCUCCAGCACACAAGUGAGCCUGGAGCUUUCCCAGAUUAAAGAGACAGUUCCCAAAAUCUAAUAAUAAGUGGAAAAUUAAAAUAAAUAAAUAAUAGCUCUUGUUAAAGAAAAAUGUCAAAUCACCUAAUAAACCAACUAAAUGUAUCUUUAAUUAAUAUUACUCUCUUUUUUAUGCCUAUAAUCAAAUUUCUAUUUAUUGCCUUUGGGGGAUUCUUCCUGCAGGAUUUUAGUGUCUAGUUCCCAGCAUCAAGCUCCAUUUGGACACACACAGCAUGUUAGGCAGAACUUAGCACCAUAUUCUGGAUGCUCAUGACUUGCCAGUGUUAGACUAGAACUUUAAAGGGAUAACUAGGAAGCAAGUUGGGUAAGUCAGACCCCUUUUCUUAUGAAAGUUGAGAAGAGUCUUAAUCUUCCAUUCACUAACCAAGCCAAUUUAACACCCACCCAGCAAACAGUAGCUGGGCUGAUUUAAUACUCACCCAACAUCCGAGAGUUUCCUUAACCAGAGCACCCAGGGUUUGAAUCUUGAGUCUAUCAAUUUGGUUUAAGUACUCCAAUUACUCAAGAUGACAAAAGCAGGUGCUUUUUAUUUAUUUCUUUAUCUUUUUUUUAAGGACAAAUAUGCCUCUAGUUCAUUAGCACCUUGAACAUUGGGCCAGUUCAUUGCCUGUGGCAUCCCCAGAGCCAGACAGUGUCUGGUUGUAGAAAAUUCUCAGUGUUGGUUAAAUGAACUCUCAGAGCCCCUUUCCAAGAGAUACUGCCAUGAGGUAAGGCUCUAAACCUCUCCCAGGUCCACAGAGUGCAGCAGAAUUACUUCACUGCUCACUUACCUAGAUCCAUUGCCUCUGUUGAAGCCUGAGGUCUUUAUCUUCCUCUGCAGCAAUGCUGAGAGAGCUAAUCAUCUACCCGUCACAUUUCAGUUAAAAAACCUGGCUGAUUUCCAGUAGCACUUUGUCCAAAUAAAAUUGUAGAAAUGUUGUGGAUUUAUGAGUAAAUGUGCCUGCUUAAUCAAACAAACUGGAAAAUGGCAAUGUUAAUUCAUUGUUGUAAACUGAUCACUGUAAUUUUCACCUUGUUACAUCAUUUAUAUUUGUAUAUACAUGGACAGUUUAAUUUUAGUAGCUCUUAACAGGUUGUCAUAUUAUCAUUUCCCCAUGCAUUAGGUCAGUACUUUUUCCACUUGUAAUGACAAUUCAAUAAAACCGAAUCCUGUCUA
Messenger RNA from Suncus etruscus (white-toothed pygmy shrew), 5018 nucleotides. RefSeq names its product solute carrier family 4 member 5 (gene SLC4A5). Lineage: Eukaryota; Metazoa; Chordata; Mammalia; Eulipotyphla; Soricidae. Gene Ontology annotation, biological process: transmembrane transport; bicarbonate transport; renal system process. Gene Ontology annotation, molecular function: monoatomic anion transmembrane transporter activity; solute:inorganic anion antiporter activity; sodium:bicarbonate symporter activity. Gene Ontology annotation, cellular component: plasma membrane. The record is from RefSeq and is a predicted model, not a curated record.